Alternaria ethzedia is the source of this 378-nucleotide messenger RNA. RefSeq lists its product as uncharacterized. The transcript has 3 exons. Bases 1 to 378 code for a protein of 125 amino acids. The record is from RefSeq and is a predicted model, not a curated record. Lineage: Eukaryota; Fungi; Ascomycota; Dothideomycetes; Pleosporales; Pleosporaceae.
AUGCGCAAAUCCAUCACCACCCUCCUUCUCUCUUUGGCAGUUGCCAGCUCAGCCCAAGAAGAGAUUCCCGGACUCACUGACGUCAAAGAUUCGGAGUGUCAACUCAUUUCGCCUCUUAUCGAUGAGCUACGAGCGGUGCCGACAGCGGCGGAAUUCUGUUCGUCGCUCCUGGCCAUCCCUACCGUCACGGUCACUUCUAGCGCAAUCAGCACGUCAACUGUCAUUUCAACUACAGAUACCCUUGAGACGACUACACUCACAGAAUCGUUCACAAACACCGACGAGACUACAGUCACCGGCACUACAACCUUGACAGCCGAUGCAGUCUUGGUAACCAUCACCACAACUACCGAAUUCCAGCAGCACAUCAUGCACUAA